GGCUAGAGAAAAUGGAGAAAUUUAUAAAACCCUUCAAAAAUCUCAGCGUACAUCAAAAGCCCAUCUUAUCCAUGGCGCCAAUGGAGGUCACUCAAGCUCUGGUUUUGGUUCUAGAGUGAGAAAAUAUGGAUUCUUUCUCUCUCCUAAAAUCUGCUACAAACCCAGUAAUCAUGGCCGUCCAUGCAUCCUCAUGCCGGGCCAUUUCGCAACGAACGUUUUCAACUUUUAGGUGUGCUAAUGUUUUGACUAUUCUACCUACUUCAAGGAGGUCUUUCAAGAAAAACUUUAUUUUUCUUAAGGACAAGUCUCUCUCUACUUGUUCAAGUGAAGAUUUUGGUUAUACUUCAAAGCGAAGAGCUCGUGGACCUGUCAUGGCUGCCAAAAAAUUAUCAGAAGGUGCACAGAAAGAGGAUGGAAAAUACAAGCACACGGUGGAUUUACCAAAGACUUCAUUUGGUUUGAGAGCAAAUGCUGUGAUGAGAGAGCCAGAAAUACAAAAGUUGUGGGAGGAUAAUGAGGUCUUGAAGAGGGUUGUUGAUAGAAAUAACAGGGGGAGUUUUGUUCUUCAUGAUGGUCCUCCUUAUGCCAAUGGUGAUUUGCAUAUUGGCCAUGCUUUGAACAAGAUUCUAAAAGACAUUGUUAAUCGCUACAAGCUUCUUCAAGGUUACAAAGUCCAUUCUGUGCCGGGGUGGGAUUGCCACGGUCUACCUAUUGAGCUUAAAGUUCUUCAGUCAUUGGAUCAAGAUGCCAGGAAGGAGCUAACACCAAUAAAAUUGAGAAAGAAAGCUACCAAGUUUGCUAAAGACACUGUUGAUGUUCAACGUAAAUCUUUCAAGCGUUAUGGGGUAUGGGGUGAUUGGUCCAAUCCUUAUCUAACGCUUACUCCGGAAUAUGAAGCUGCCCAGAUUGAAGUAUUUGGCCAGAUGGCUAUGAAGGGAUACAUUUAUAGGGGCCUGAAACCUGUUCACUGGAGUCCAUCCUCAUGUACUGCCCUUGCAGAGGCAGAGUUGGAGUAUCCAGAUGGGCACAUUUCCAAGAGCAUAUAUGCCAUUUUCAAAGUGGUCCAUGUGCCUGAAAAUGCAUAUGGCUUGUUUGGUGAUUUUUUACCAAAUUUGUCCUUGGUGAUAUGGACUACAACUCCCUGGACCAUCCCAGGAAAUGUUGCUGUUUCAGUGAAUGCUGAACUUCUCUAUGCGGUCAUUGAAGUUACCUCUCUCACAGAAGGAGGGUCUACAUCACAAGGGAGCAGCAAACUGGGAAAAAUUAUGAGAUGUGGAAAGAAGGUGCCUUAUCUCAUUGUAGCGACAGAGCGUGUACCGGCACUACAGUCAAUGUGGAAUGCAAAAAUUGAAGUCAAGAAGACCUUCCGCGGUUCAGAACUAGAAAACUGCAGGUAUGUUCAUCCAGUGGAUGGCAGGGAAAACCCUGUUGUUCUUGGUGGAGAUUAUAUUACCGCUGAGUCAGGAACCGGACUUGUCCAUACUGCUCCUGGUCAUGGUCCAGAAGAUUAUGCAACUGGCUUGAAAUAUGGAUUGCCUGUACUUUCUCCUGUGGAUGACAAUGGAAUAUUCACUGAAGAAGCUGGUCGGUUUAGUGGCCUAGAUGUUUUAGGAGAAGGAACAGUUGCUAUUGCAAAUUACUUAGAUGAUCAAAUGUCAAUCCUUUUAGAAGAAUCAUAUGAACACAAGUAUCCUUACGACUGGAGAACAAAGAAACCUACUAUAUUUCGGGCGACUGAGCAAUGGUUUGCUUCUGUAGAAGGUUUUAGGCAAGCGACUAUGGAUGCCAUCAACCAAAUAACAUGGAUUCCAGAACAGGGGAAAAAUAGAAUUGCUGCAAUGGCAUCCACGCGGGCUGAUUGGUGUAUUUCACGGCAAAGAUCAUGGGGUGUGCCUAUUCCUUGUUUCUAUCAUGUACAAUCGAGGGAACCACUGAUGAAUAAAGAAACCAUUGACCAUAUUAAGUCUAUCAUAUUGGAAAAGGGUAGUGAUGCUUGGUGGUACAUGACUACAGAGGAACUACUUCCAGAGGCAUAUCACAAAGUGGCUGCUGAUUACCAAAAAGGAACAGAUACAAUGGAUGUUUGGUUUGACUCUGGGUCCUCGUGGGCUGCUGUGUUGGAGAAACGAGAUGGCCUUAACUGCCCUGCAGAUUUGUAUCUUGAAGGAUCAGAUCAGCAUCGAGGAUGGUUUCAAAGUUCAUUGUUAACCUGUAUUGCUACUAGAGGAAAGGCUCCCUACCGAAGUGUUUUAACACAUGGUUUUGUACUAGAUGAGAAGGGUCUUAAGAUGAGUAAAUCCAUGGGGAAUGUUGUGGACCCGAGAACUGUUAUCGAAGGAGGGAAGAAUCCCAAGGAUGCACCUGGAUAUGGAGCAGAUGCCUUGCGCCUUUGGGUAUCAAGUGUAGAUUAUUCUGGUGACGUGUUGAUAGGGUCUCAAAUUCUUCGUCAGAUGUCAGAUAUAUAUAGAAAGCUUCGAGGAACUUUGCGAUAUCUCUUGGCUAAUCUGCAUGAUUGGAAACCUGAGGCUUCUGUUGGUUAUAGUGAACUUCCAAUGAUUGACAAGCAUGCAUUAUUCCAUCUGGGAACUGUGGUAAACAGCAUCAAAGACCACUAUGAAACUUAUCAGUUCUGCAAGAUUUUCCAGAUUGUGCAACGCUUCGCAAUUGUAGAUUUAUCAAAUUUCUACUUUGACGUUGCCAAAGAUAGACUUUACGUUGGGGGUACAACAAGUCUAAACCGAAGAAGUUGUCAAACCGUCCUUGCAGCACAUCUCCUCUGUAUUGUUAGGGUGAUUGCUCCAAUAUUACCACAUUUGGCUGAAGAUGUAUGGCAACACCUGCCUUUUCAGCAUAUGUUGCAAGAUGGUUCCAUUGCCGAAUUUGUUUUUGAGUCACGUUGGCCGGAUCUUAAUAAACAGUGGCUGGGUAUACCAGCUGAGGAGGUUGAUUACUGGGGAAAAUUACUUGAGUUAAGAGGAGAGGUGAAUAAAGUUUUGGAGACUGCUCGUGUUGCAAAGGCAAUAGGAUCAAGCUUAGAUGCAAAGGUUUAUUUUUAUACAUCCCAUGAAGGCAUGGCGUCGAAAUUGUAUAAUAUGUGCUUUGCUAGCUGUGACGCAGAUAGGUUGCAUCGGAUAUUUAUAACAUCCCAGGCUGAAGUUCUGUCCUCAUUAGAUGAUGACAUAAUUGCCAAUAUUCCUUACACGGGAGAGUUUGAUUUUGAAGGGAAGCACAAAAUUUGGAUUGGCGUAUCACGUGCAGGAGGAGAAAAAUGUGAGAGGUGCUGGAAUUACACUCCACAGGUCGGUUCAUUUAUGGAUCAUCCUACGCUUUGUUGGCGCUGUUAUCAUGCUGUGGUUGGAUCCCAACCUCUUGCUGCUGUUGCUGGUGCCCAUUAAAUCCCCACACAUACACACACACACAGUUUUUAUUCUUAAGUGCUCCAUGGAAAUGUACGUGGAGUUUGAUUGAAUUAGGGUUUUUUGGUCCUUCAUUGUGGAAAUGUACAUUCUUUGAGUGGAUUAGUUUAUCAUUUGAAUUAGUGAAGGCUCAAAAAGAGCAAGGGGUAGGUGUCAAAAGACAAGAUUGGGAGUAAUGAAAAAAGAUAUGGGGACU
Molecule: messenger RNA, 3612 nt
Organism: Amborella trichopoda
Lineage: Eukaryota; Viridiplantae; Streptophyta; Magnoliopsida; Amborellales; Amborellaceae
Source: RefSeq, a predicted model, not a curated record